AAUAAGACAACUAGACUUAGCUUUUAAGUAUUACUUACUAAAUCAUUUCCAAAUAAAACUGUUUAGAUGGAUUUUAACACACUUGUGUAAAACCAUAUGCCAUAACUUUCUACCGGGUACCGGGUAACUGGUAGAACAGGAAGAUAGUAUACACUCGAUUUCCCUCGUUCGCGUGCUGCGCAGUGUUGGCAACUUUCCGAAAAGUCCAACUUCUGUGAAAUCCAACUUCAGUGAAGGCUACCCGGUGCUGUAGCUGGAAUCAAGUGCAUGAUCUGUAUAUCUAUAGGCAACCUGCUGUAAUUCAGCCAAUAACAUAGCGAGUUACAAAUUCGGUAAUAGGACAGAAAACAGCGUCGAGUCGAAUUAUUUUAAAAUUCCUUCUCUAACAUGUCGAUUAGCCUCUAUUGCGCCUAAAGGUGUGUGUGUGUGUGUCAGGCAGUCUCUCUCUCUGUUGCCAAUCACCACUCCUACUUUGUUUCUCUGCAUGGAUGACAGAUAAUCAUCACAGUUCACUAUGAGGAGGAUGGCGAAGGAUCUGCAACCAGCGGAGCAACGGUCUGGGUGGAUCUCCAGUUGGCUUCCAUCCUGGUGUCCCACCUCCCUCUCUCAGCUGAAGGACGCAGAAGACAAAAUGCUCAAAUCUGUGAAGGCCCCAUUCUCCAGGCAGCAUGUCCGGAUAUCCAACGGCAACUAUCUCUGGACCUUAGCCUUCCCCUCUCACAUCAAGCCCCAUCCCUCUCUCCCACCCCAGCCUCAGCCAAAGCCCCAUCCCUCUCUCCCACACCAGCCUCAACCCCAUCCCUCUCUCCCACCCCAGCCUCAGCCCCAUCUCUCUCUCCCACCCCAGCCUCAGCCCCAUCCCUCUCUCCCACCCCAGCCUCAGCUCCAUCCCUCUCUCCCACCCCAGCCUCAACCCCAUCUCUCUCUCCCACCCCAGCCUCAGCCCAAGCCACAUAUCUCUCUACCACCCCAUAUCCAGCCCCAUCCCUCUUCUCCACAACCAUCUCUCCAGCCCCGUCCUCCCCUGGUGCUGCUCCAUGGGUUUGGGGGUGGUGUGGGUUUGUGGGCCCAGAACCUGGACUCUCUGUGUGGCAGUGGAGCCGUGUAUGCCCUGGAUCUUCUGGGGUUUGGACAGAGCAGCCGGCCCCUGUUCAGCGUGGACCCCCAGGGGGCAGAGGAGCAGUUCCUAGGGGCCCUGGAGGAGUGGAGGGACAGGGUGGGCCUGGAGGAGAUAGUCCUGCUGGGACACAACCUGGGAGGAUACCUGGCUGCUGCUUACACACUUACACACCCACACAGGGUAAAGCACUUGAUCCUGGUGGAGCCCUGGGGGAUCCCGGCCCGUCCAGAGAGUCUAGAUCAGGAGAAGUCUAUCCCAGUGUGGAUCAGAGCCAUGGGGGCUGUCAUGAGUCCCUUCAACCCCCUGGCUGGACUUAGACUGGCCGGACCACUGGGUCCUAUGUUGAUCCAGACCAUCAGGUCUGAUUUUAAACAGAAGUACUCUUCAGUGUUUGAUGACAACACCGUAUCAGACUACAUCUACCAUCUUAACGCACAGACACCAAGUGGUGAAACAGCGUUUAGGAACAUGACAGUACCAUAUGGUUGGGCUAAGAGACCAAUGUUAGAUCGUAUUGGACAGAUCCAACCAGACAUUCCAAUAUCCAUCAUCUAUGGGUCCCGAUCCAGUAUCGACAGCGACUCGGGAUACACUAUCCAGAAAAUCCGACCAGAUGUGGACAUCAUCGUGAUAAGGGGAGGAGGUCACUAUGUGUUUGCUGACCAGCCAGACGACUUCAAUCAGAACGUUCUUCACAUCCUGGCCAGGAUGGAGGGAGAUAAGGAGAAGAGGAGUGGUGUGGAUGAGAAGGAAGGGAAAUGAGGAGGUGAGAGGAGAAGAUUGAGGGUUAAAUAAAGAAUGGCAGAUGAGAAGGAGAGAAGAGACAGUAAAGGAGGGGGAGAAGGAGAGAGACAUGGAGGAGUUGUUACAACUUCUUGGCUCUGAGGAGUAGGAGGACGAUUGUUACGUUCAGACUUUGAACACACACUCACUGAGGACAUACUAGCGCUAGGCUGGUAUGCGAUGGUUAGAUCAUCAUUUUGUUUUAGGUUGAUAUGGGAGGGCUUGCUAAUGAUCUAUGCUGACAUAAGCUGCCGCUGGCCCAUGUUGACUCCAAUGCUUCCCACAGUUGUGUCAAGUUGGCUGGAUGUCCUAUGGGUGGUGGACCAUUCUUGAUACACACGGGAAACUGUUGAGUGUGAAAAACCCAGCAGGGUUGCAGUUAUUGACGCAAACCGGUGCGCCUGGCACCUACUACCAUAUUCCAUUCAACGGCACUUUAAUCUUUUGUCUUGCCCAUUCACGCUCUGAAUGGCACACAUACACAAUCCAUGUCUCAAUUGCCUCAAGGAUUUAAAAUCCUUCUUCAACCUGUAUCCUCCCCUUUAUCUACACUGAUUUAAAGUGGAUUUAACAAGUGACAUUAACAAGGGAUCAUGGCUUUCACCUGAUCAGUCUUAUGUUGUGGAAAGAGCAGGUGUUCAUAAUGUUUUGUACACUCAGUGUGUGGGCCGAUAUACGAUAUAUAUAUUACCUAUACUACAUCCACCUCUCAUCAGUAUGCCCCUGUACAGCCAGUGAAGGCAAUGUUGUGUAUAUCAUCUUUGUAAAGAAAUGUCAAAUGUAUUGUUUUCUUAAAUAUAGAAUAAUGUACAUGGAUGUUUUGCCUGUUGACAAAUGUCCAUAGUAUCAUGUCUCAAAGCUGUUACCAGUAUGCUAAAACUUUAUAUUCACAGAGUAAGCAAGGGAACAGAGAGACCCCCCCGAAAAAAAUCUAUUCUAGUAAACUGUUGAGCAAUGUUUUAAUGCUUGAGGAGGGAGAGUUGAUCCCAAAGGAGAAACUUGUUUUCUGUGGUGAACUAGUAUAAAGUUGACUGGGGUUUUUCUUUCUUAUUUGACACUUCACCCAUACUGUUGCCUAACUAACCUCCAUAGGCAGACUGGUCCAGUCUCCCGUCAUGUUUGAGACCGACUAUUUUGCAGUCCGCGACUACAAUGACCCUGUAUCCUAAAUAACUACUCAUUAUGAUUUAUAGAUCAGUCAGUUCCCUCUGAUGGUGAUCAAUAAUUAAGCAAAUUUGAUGCUCUUGAACAUGACCUCUCUCUACAGAGCCAGCUCUGCAAAUGUACCGCACAACAGGAUAAAGGAUAUUUUCAUCAAAAUAAUGUUCUUUAUGAUAUGAGGACUGGUAUGGAGGCCAUAUUAUUUACUAUAUGUUCGUAUUCUUCUCUUUUAUUUCUUAUUGUUGUUGUCGUUGUUGAGAAGGAACCUAUAAAUAAUGAUUCCAAUGGAAGGUCUAUACCGUGUGUAUCCUGUACAUACAACUAAUAAAACCAACUAUUGGAUGUUU
This is a messenger RNA of Oncorhynchus kisutch (coho salmon), 3411 nucleotides long. RefSeq names its product 1-acylglycerol-3-phosphate O-acyltransferase ABHD5. NCBI's taxonomy places the organism in Eukaryota, Metazoa, Chordata, Actinopteri, Salmoniformes, Salmonidae. Gene Ontology annotation, biological process: phosphatidic acid biosynthetic process; negative regulation of triglyceride storage; lipid homeostasis. Bases 515 to 1882 code for a protein of 455 amino acids. Gene Ontology annotation, molecular function: lysophosphatidic acid acyltransferase activity; carboxylic ester hydrolase activity. Gene Ontology annotation, cellular component: lipid droplet; mitochondrion. The transcript has 7 exons. The record is from RefSeq and is a predicted model, not a curated record.